AUGUUGGGAUCUCUGCCACUACUGCUUGUCUUAAGCGUGACUUGGUCCUGGGCCAUGGACUACGAACUGCUACUCGAGGAACCGGACUUAUUCUCGCCCUGUACCGAUGGACCGCCAGGCUCCAUCAGCAUCCAGGAGGCGUUCAACUCGGAAAAUUUUACAAUCUCCAUGGAGAGUGAUAUCUUGCACCUUUCCGGCAAUGUAACUUCCAGAUGGGAAGUAGAGCCCACCGAUCGGGUUUCGGCAAGAAUAAGUCUAUUCUAUUUCAAUCGCGGCACCUGGGAACCCACAGUCUACUCUAUAAGCGUAAACAACUUCUGCCCCCUGAUGUACGAUAGAAAUCAGUAUUGGUUUAAGUACUGGACCAAGUAUGUAUCCAAUCGCCACGAAGUUGAACACCUGUGCCUUUCAGCUGGAGCCGUCUUUGUACACAACCCAUAUGACAUGAAGAUGAGACUGGACGAUUUUCGUGGUCCUGUUCUUCGAGGGCGCCAUAAGAUAUUGAUUAUCUGCACAGCAUUCAGCAAUACAAACGUACAACGCCCGGUUUCUUUUUGCUUUGAGAUCAGAGGGGAAGUUUUGAGGAUAAAGUAA
Messenger RNA from Drosophila serrata, 594 nucleotides. RefSeq lists its product as uncharacterized. The record is from RefSeq and is a predicted model, not a curated record. NCBI's taxonomy places the organism in Eukaryota, Metazoa, Arthropoda, Insecta, Diptera, Drosophilidae.